AUGGCGAUACUUUCGAGUGUUCACUUGAACGAUACUCAUUCAGUCAGCGAUUUGCCGUUUGAUAUGCAUCGUUGGAUUCAACAGCGAGGCUCUUUCCAAUCCGUAGCAGUCGGUUGUGAAGGGAUCGUAUGGGCAAUUGCACAGAAUGGGACUGCUUGGGUACUUUCGCCCGAAUUCGAUGUUAUAGCCGAUGAUGUGGAUCGUUCUGAUCAACUGGGUUUAGUACAGAGCGAUGAUAAGCUGGAAAUUGUUUUGGAAACACAAAAAUACAGUUUGUUGAGCGGUUAUUCAACCUUUAAUGGUAAAGCGAUGGGUAAGUACUUCGCAUGGUCGGAUGAAACGGGACAAGUGCUUAAGAGGAAAACCGAGACAAGACUUCCGAAUAAAUACUGGAAUUGGGUUGAUUCAGAGUGGGUGAUUGUUCCAAGCGAAGAUGAUAGCGAGAAUGGGCAAGAAGGAUGGCGAUACGCGAGAAAAUUCGAUGAAGAAUUCGUUGAGACAAAGGGACCAUUGAGGAGGCGUGAAUGGCGGAGAUUACGUGUGAUGGAAAUGCCAGGACCGUGGAUACGGGUCGAUGCACCGAAGCUCUUAUCGGUGUAUGUGCAAAAAACUGAUACGAAACCAAUGUUUGUUUGGGCGAUCACAACUAGUGGUGAUUUGCUAUGCAGAGGCGGCGUUUCGGCACAAAAUCCAGCUGGUGAUUUUUGGGAAGAGGUGUGUGGUGAAAACAUUCACAUAGUGGAUGUAUGCGCAUCAUCGAGCAAUUGCCUUUGGGCAAUCACAGCACAAAACACCGUUUUGGUACGUACAGUAAUGAAUGCAACUGAUAUCACUUGCGCUGACUGGCACACUGUCGAGACACCUUCGGCUAUGACUGGCAACUUGAAGCAGAUCGAAUCUGGAAGAGUUUCAGUUUGGCUGCUGACUGACGAUGGAGAGCUAUUUCUAAGAUUGGGUAUCACGUCAAAGAAUGUUUUAGGUGAUUAUUGGUAUCAGUUCGGCAGUGACAACGGUGCUUUGAUCUGCUGGAUCAGUGUUGAUAAAAACGAUCGACUUUAUGCGAUCAAAAAGAUGAACGCUAACAAGAACUCCGCCAGCUUUACAGUGGUUCGUACGCGUGACUUCGAAUUUGUCAGCGAGAUAUAUCGUCGACGGCAGCACGCUUUAUCGAAGAGUAAGGCUAGGAGUGCAGGGAAAAACAACGAACAACCAGUGAAAAUUGAAUGGGAGACGGGUAUGACGAAUUUUGGGUGCCCGCAAAUUUCAGUUUGGUAG
This is a messenger RNA of Anisakis simplex (herring worm), 1275 nucleotides long. The record is from the annotation of a GenBank genome assembly. NCBI's taxonomy places the organism in Eukaryota, Metazoa, Nematoda, Chromadorea, Rhabditida, Anisakidae.